Molecule: messenger RNA, 739 nt
Organism: Funneliformis caledonium
Lineage: Eukaryota; Fungi; Glomeromycota; Glomeromycetes; Glomerales; Glomeraceae
Source: the annotation of a GenBank genome assembly
GUCUGCUGAGCUCACCAUAUCAUCUGUUGCCCCUUACGAAGCUCGAUUUAUUCACGAACUCAAGGUAACCUUUGAGCUGAGGAAUAUUCCAACCGCAACUAAGGAGGAUUACUUCAGUUUCAUCGAUGACAUCCGCUGGUAUAGUAACAGAUAUUACAUCGAUUCAACUGGGAUGCGUAAUCUCAAAGACAUUCGACCACUUUGGAUUCCAUCCUUGCAAAAAGCAUUGGAUCUACUCUAUAAAGGCUACAUUAAACCACAUGAUUAUUUGAAUUUCCUUGGUAAAGAUUCGUUGUCUAACAAAUUGAGGCAAGUCAUUCUCGAUAGCUGUGGAUACGAAAUAGAGAGUCCCGCCCACAGCGUUAGUUGGAUGUCUGCCUGUCAAAUCAUCUUGGUGCCAACAUUGACGGAACUUGGCAUUUUUAUAUACGAAAAGAACAAUCAGAAACGUUUUAACAAUCUUAUUGAAAAUAUCACCUAUCCUAAAAAUGACAUCUGGGUGUAUGUUCGCUACCUCCAGACCGGACAGAUUGAAAAAAAACUUAUCUCAAAGAACGUGCAAAUGCUUGGUGGGCUUCGUACUGGAAUCUCAAUUUCUAUCUUGGAAAACUUUGAAAAUGGUUCAAGUGUAUGGAGUGAUAACCUUUUAAUUGUGGAGCUUAAAGCUUGUACUGGUGGUCGAUAUAUUGUAACCGCAGAAUCAGGAGACAAUGCUAUUGUGUUUAAGGCAAAGUCGUAA